GAAAAUAAUAAACUAGGUAUAAGUCAUAAUACUUUAUUCGGACCGUGAAUUCCUCAAUAUUUCUCGUUUUUUUAUUUUGAUUGUCACUGUCGUUCGCAUUUUCGUUCCUCCCUUGAUAAGCCUUAGAGGAUGUGAUAAACAGAUAAAUCCAACCAAAUUGUACUUUAACUAGGAUGGGUCGUACUACGAAAUUUACCAGAUAAAAUAAUUUUUGGUUUUUUAUUUUAUUAAAUGCUUGCUUAUGUAUUAUGCGGAUCUUAGUUGCAAGACGCUAUGGCUAUAAGUACUCGGAGAUUAUUUUUCAAAUAUGCGAAAUGUUUAGUGAUUACUAUUGUCGUAGCGUUUUUCGUACAAAUUCUUAUUGCUGUUUAUUUAUUCCCAACUGAACAUGAUAAUUUACUUACGGAACUUGGUCGCAUCUCAUAUUCGCGGCAAGAAAUGGGCGAUGUGUCAGCGAGAAAGUUAAAUACCGGAUUUAUGAAUGAUGAAGACAUAGCUCCAAACACUAAGCAACAGAACAAACCAGUGAGUAGCCUAAGAUUAGAAGAACUAGAUUUUAAGCCAGCUUGUGACGUAAAAAACAGAGAAGCUAUAUCCGCAAUACACCGUGCCAGGACUCAAAUUUGUAAGCAACAAAUUGUGAACAAAACUUGCCUUAUACAAAACGGUAAUUUUUACCCUGAAUCUUUACCACAUCAUUGUAUGCCUGAAGGAGUGGUUUAUGGCAAACAUUUGGGCUGUUUUAAAGAUGAAAAGGAGAUGCGUUUGCUGUCUAACUUUAGUGGGAAUUAUGCAAAGGGAAAUACACCAUCCACCUGUUUAGACAUUUGUGUUCAAGCUGGACUCCCAUACGCAGGAGUACAAUAUGGGUCUGAAUGUUUCUGUGGAGAAAAUGCGCCACCAUUGUCGUCAUUAUCUGAUGGCUUGUGUGACAUGAAAUGCUCAGGUGACCCUACCAAGAUUUGCGGUGGAUACUUCGCUAUGAACAUUUUUCAAACUGGUAUAGCAAAAUUCAAACCCAGAACACCAGUUACUACUCACACCAAAACAGAUUCAGUACGAAUUGUAUUUCUCCUGACACUGAAUGGAAGGGCCUUACGUCAAGUUCAUAGACUGGUCAAUGCUCUUUAUAGAACAAGGCACUAUUUUUAUAUUCAUAUUGACUCUAGACAAGACUAUUUACAUCGUAAAUUAUCAGUCUUAGAAAAAGAAUUCCCAAAUAUAAAAUUAGCCCCAAGCAGAUUUUCUACAAUUUGGGGUGGAGCGUCCCUACUCACAAUGCUUUUAGCUGCUAUGAGGGACUUCAACAGGUUAGACUGGCAGUGGGAUUUCGUCAUCAACCUCAGUGAAAGUGAUUUCCCAAUUAAGUCUUUGGAAAGUUUAGAAAAAUUCUUAACAGGAAAUAAAGGAUUAAACUUCGUGAAAUCACAUGGAAGGGAAGUUCAAAGAUUUAUCAAAAAGCAAGGCUUAGAUAAAACUUUCAUUGAAUGUGAAAAUCGCAUGUGGCGAGUGGGAGAAAGAAAAUUGCCCAGAGGAAUAGUGAUAGAUGGAGGAAGUGACUGGAUAGCACUAUCAUCAGAAUUUGUAUCAUAUCUUAUUGACAGCAGUAAUAAAGACAAAUUGUUAACAGGAUUAGAUAUAUUAUUUAAACAUACUCUGUUGCCUGCUGAAUCUUAUUUCCACACUGUUUUACGGAAUUCACAUUUCUGCAACACUUAUGUGGACAACAAUUUGCAUGUAACCAACUGGAAAAGGAAAUUAGGCUGUAAGUGUCAAUAUAAACAUGUUGUGGAUUGGUGUGGAUGUUCACCGAAUGAUUUCCGAACAGAAGACUGGCAGAGAAUUCAAAACACUGAGGAACGUCAAUUGUUCUUUGCUAGAAAGUUUGAACCUAUAAUCAAUCAAGAAAUAAUUACAAGAGUAGAACAGUUUGUAGGAUUCAAUGAUCAUCAUUUGGUCCGUAAUUUAGAUGCUUAUUGGCAAAGCAUUUACAACACAGAAGAUUUAACAGCUCAAUCAGAUGACACACUUUUAACCCACGCUGGAAGUAUCAUUCGCCACAAUGCAAAAAUUUUAUUAGCUGAACAAUGCUACAUAAAACCUGACGAAAUUAUUGAAAUAAGCUCUUAUCAUUUUGCUGAUAUCUACAAAGGAAAUUUGAUAUUGCACAAAGCUUUUAUUCAAGGUGAAGAAGUUUUAAUAGAAACUUGGUAUAAACCAAAAAAGCAUUUAGAUUUGAAUUUAGAAAACCAGUAUGUCGACAAUGUCAAGAUGUUUAAAGUUAGUUCAGACUAUGACCAGAAAGAGAUGAUUUUCCGAAACUUAGCUAAUAUAUUAGGUCCACUGUCAGAGCCAGUAUUAUUGUAUCAGUUUUUACCACCAAUAGAAAAGAAUUUUGAAAAUCUGACUGUAAUGUGGCUGGAUCCCGCCGGUGUCAUCGCCGAUGUCGUCAGCAUUCAUGUAGACGAGACCAAUUUAACCAACUUCAUCAAGCCUAGUCUGAAAACGCCACUUCUUCCAGGAGUCUGGAAAGUAGGGUUAUUUGAACAAUCUAAUUUAAUUGCUACAACUAAUUUUUUUAUUACGCCGUUAGAAUAUUUUUCUGGCAAGGAAGUAUCGCACCAAGAAGCAAGCAUUAUCAACAGUGGAUCUCAAAAUGCUUAUAAAAAUUACUCUUACAUCAAAUUGAUGAAUUUUCUACCUAAUAAAGAAGAAAGUUUACUACUGCAAAAGAUUUCAUACUCUAAUAUCAAGAGAAUACAUAAGGAUUUAAGAGAAUGGACAGACAGUUUAACGAUUGAAUUUUUCAAUGUUUUAGGUUCUUGUAUAAAUUCUUCAAAGACUGACCUGACAGACAAAGUGGUAUGUGGUAAACAUACAUUUGAUUAUUGCACUUCAUCAAACUGGAGUUCUUUGUCUCCAGAUCCUAAGGGAACUAUAGGCAAAUUAAAUAAAAGCACUGGACGAUUAGAAAGAACGUGACAGAGGAGUUUUAGAUAGAUAUAAAAAAAUUAUGUAUUUGGAAUAUUAGUACUUCAGUUGAUAUACUAUUCUAUUGUGUAUUAUGUUGGUAUGAUUUUGUUUUAGGUCCAUUGACGAAGGUAUUAUAAUUACGAUCAAAUAUAAUGGCUGUACACAUUGAUAUUGUAAGUCAAUGGCUGUACAUAAUACUUUCAGAGAUAUUGCGUGUCUAUUUUUUUACAAUUAUAUUUAUAAUUAUCAAUUUUCACAUUUUUCAUUGUACACAUCAUUUUAAUUUUUAUACUUUAGUAAUAUAUUAUUACAAAUGGUAGAACAAUAAAAGUCACUAUGUUGAACAAAAUUAAGUACAUUUAGGUAGAUAAAAUU
Molecule: messenger RNA, 3348 nt
Organism: Hyposmocoma kahamanoa
Lineage: Eukaryota; Metazoa; Arthropoda; Insecta; Lepidoptera; Cosmopterigidae
Gene: oxt
Product: xylosyltransferase oxt
Exons: 4
Coding region: 274-2982 (902 amino acids)
Biological process (GO): chondroitin sulfate proteoglycan biosynthetic process; heparan sulfate proteoglycan biosynthetic process
Cellular component (GO): membrane
Molecular function (GO): protein xylosyltransferase activity
Source: RefSeq, a predicted model, not a curated record